UUAUAUAUUUAAAUAGACUUGUAUGUGUAACAUGACAUAAUAAUUCGUCGCUUAAUAGCCAUUAAUUAGUUAGAAUAGUAUCAUUGCCAUCUUGAAUAACAUAUUUGCUUUAUACUGACUACGCGUAAAUUGUUAAUAUCAGUUUUAUUGAUUGAAGCGCCCAACUCGGAUCGAUUGCAGGUGUAAACGCAUGGAUAACCAAGACCAAAAAUUAGAGGUGCUUCGCAACUUAAUGCGGCAGCAUUUCACUUUUUCGCCUGGUAGUAGGUCUGCGUCUGGGCAAAGUUAUUAUUCCGCUAGCAAUGAAAACGAAACGACAACACCAGUUGAAGGCAACACGCCUGAUGACAACGAACACGUAAUAUAUACACGUACUUCAGUCACUCCUGCAACAACUUCUGAAUCACAAAACAUACCAGUCAGGCAGCUGUUUGCAAAUACAUCGUACAGCGAGGACGACGGUGAUGAUUCGGGUGAUGGUAAUCCCUAUUUACAACUAAUUCCGCAGUCUCUUCGCAUUGAUCUUCAAACUAAGCCUAAAUCGAGCGAUGCAUCCAAUGUAACUGAUGUAGAAGGAGUUUCGGGUAGGACCCAAGCUACGGAAAUGUGCGUUGGCCAUGCCACGACACCGAAGCAAGGCACUACUGAGCCAGAGUUGGCAGGAACACUUGAAGACAUAGCGGAACUCCUGGAGGAAUAUAGAAAAGGAAAGAAGAGAUCUAAACGGGAUGAAGAAGACGAACAAUUCAUGGAUAGGGUAAAAGAACUGAUGAAUGGUGAAGGAGCAAGAGUACCAGCGGAUGCCCGACCGGAUAGGGAACUUUUGGAAUCAACUAACGAACUGAGAAAAAUGCUAAUGGCUGGGUCUGAUCAUAUUAACGAGCAAGUUCUUGCAGGUGAUCAAGCGAUUCAACUGAUGCAGAUGUUGCAAAUGCUGACAGCUGGGGGUCAGGAGGGAGAACACGAAUUCUCCGAUCGGCUAAGCCAAAUGAUGGGAAGCCCAGACGGUGAUCACGAACAACAGUUUAUACAAAUGAUGUCACGUCUUAAUGGAGUCAACCCCAAUCAGUUAGAACAACUUUUUGAAGGAUUAGGUGCGGACCAGGUUAGCCAGAUGAUGCAACAUAUGCAAGGCGGAGACAACGGUAUGAGCAAAAUGCUCAAUUUAGACGACCAGACGAUCGAUAAAAGAAGACAGGAAAUAAAACAGCAACAAGAAGGCGGAAAUAAAAUUGAGAAACUACCAACGGAAGCGUUAAGACUGGAACAGCUUACUUCAACUUUCGAUGUAAGUUGGCCUUUGCCGCUGAAACCACAAGAAUAAACUCUUUAUUCGAGACAUUAGGUUUUUUUUAAUCCUAUAAUAAGCGAAUGUAUAAUCCAUGUAUAUCAUAUGUAAUUAGAUUCAAAUGAAUCGCCUAAAUGAACGUAUAAAAUACGAUGCAUUACUCAGUGUAGUGGUGUGGUAAUUUGUUGUUCUUCUUUCUCAAUAUUUUUUACAAAGUUUAAGGCACACUUUUAAUAUUUUUUUAAUGUGUGUGUGCGUGCAUGUGAUCAUAUAAAAUUGUAAAUUGGUUGCUUUUGUAUACCUUACUCAUGAAUUAUAGAGUGUGAUUUAUAGUCACAGGAAAACGAUAAACAUACAUACCAACAUAUUCUAUAAAAUUAUGACAAUUGUUUUUGUUUUGUUGCUAGCGCCAUGUGUGAAUACUACUUUCUAAUCUUCCAUUAUGUGUUUAUUUCUUUCUAACCUAAAACAGAAGUGAUUGUUGCCUUCUAGCACUGUUAUAUUUAUAUAAUUAAAACUAUGUAUGUGCAUGUGAAUACAUACAUGUCCAGAAAUUGCCGGUUGAUUGGUUAAUGGCUGUAUUACAAACAUGUCAAUAUGUUUUUCAGUGGGGAGUAUGGUUUCAACUCAUCUUGAUACUUUCAUAUACUGUGUCUACAUCUAGUAAUGUAAACGUUGUUUCUUUAAGGUUUUAUUGGAGAUUUUAUUUAAAAUCUCGGAAAAGUGUUGCUUUAAUUGUUGAGUCCUUCAUGUAGCUUUCAUAAGGAUAAGUUGUUCUAGUUCAGGUUAUUAUAACUAGCAGAGUUGUAUACAUCAAUUGUUUAAUUAAUUAGCUCUUUGGAUAUCUUUCUAACGACAAAUCGAUAAGAUAUAAGGAUUACUGGGUUCAUAAAGGGAAUUGUAGAAAAUACAAAAUAACGUUAUGAUUUCGGACACCUUUCUGAAAAGAAUGAAAUUCCAGGUUUAUUGCGUCUAAUAUAUACUGAAAGUAAAUUUGAUAAGAUAAAAACAAAAAAACAUCAGAAAAACAA
This is a messenger RNA of Dreissena polymorpha, 2319 nucleotides long. RefSeq lists its product as uncharacterized. The transcript has 9 exons. NCBI's taxonomy places the organism in Eukaryota, Metazoa, Mollusca, Bivalvia, Myida, Dreissenidae. The record is from RefSeq and is a predicted model, not a curated record. Bases 191 to 1324 code for a protein of 377 amino acids.